AUGUCAGGGAGCACAGAUUCUCUGACCUGUGAUGGUUCUGGCACAAAGGAGUUGGGCAUAAGCCAAGGCCUACCAUCAGAUACUAGUGACAGACAUAGUCCUUCCAGUGAUGUGAUAAAUUCUGUGCCAUUUUCUGUGCAACCAGAAGUCUACAAUGCUCUUUAUUUGAAUGUGUAUGACUUUGCAUGCUCAACAGCUGCAGAGUGUGAUGUGGUGUCUUCACUGAAUAGUGAAGAGAGAGAAGCAGUUCACCAUGUUGCAAGAUCUUUCGGCAUCAAUUCCAAAACCCGAGGAUUUAAGCAGGAAUGCAGAGUGACAUUAUUCAAGAGGCAGCUGUCUUCCAUCCUUUGUGAUGAGCCUUGGUUGAAGUUGCUCCCAACUGCUCGACUCCAGAUCUCAAGCUUGCACGAAAGAUUCCCCCUUACUAUGAAAGAGAAAAUGGGGCUUCAAGUUCAUCCUGAGAAGGAGAAAAAGGACAUCAAUUACUGUCGAAACAAUGGCUUUCUCGCCAUGGGCCUAGUGCAGAUCCCUCCAGAAAGAUGCAUUCCUGACCCAAACCAUCAUACCUUCUCUUCCAUCAUGGAUCUAAGGGAGCUUCUCAUCUUUGCCAUUGCCAUCUGUCCAGUUGUUAUCAUAACUGGUCCUCCACACUGUGGGAAGUCAUCACAGAUUCCACAGUUCAUCAUGGAUGAGUAUCAUAAGGAGCAAUACUACAUGCGCCUCGUGUCAUCACAGGCAACUCGCCUAUCAGCUGGACAGUUGGCAUCUCAGGUUGCUGAAGAUCGAGGAGAAACCUCUCGUCUCACAACAGGAUAUGUUGCCCGUCUUGAGAGCAUGGUUCCUCCAUCAGCCAUACUAACUUACUGCACCCAUGAUGUCUUGUUGCGAAGCCUGAUGUCAGGAAGUGGUUUCAUUGCAACUGUCUCUCAUCUCAUCCUGGAUGACAUGGAGGAGUUUUGUGAGAAUUGGGAGGCAAACCUUCUGCUGCUGGCAUUGAGGGACCUACUCAGUCGCACAACUCACAUGCGGUUGAUCAUCAUCAUCUCUGACAUUAAUCGAACCACUGCCCAACUUCUUUCCACCUAUUUCAAUAAGGCUCCAAUCUUUGAGGUCACGUCCACCAGUGGGUACCCUCGGGAAGCCUUCUUAGAAGACAUUUUGCUUUGUGAAGGCAUGGAUGAAAGUGCUGAAAAGAGGUCAGGGAUGAGUGAUGCCAAGGUGAUGGACAUGGAGAUCAUGCAAUUUUGGCUCCAGGGAGGCUCUCAGAAGUCUGUGUCUGAGAAGUCUGCAUCACAACUAUCUUCCAUCUGGUCACAAUUGUUUGAGGCAAGUCUUUGUGAGCAACGAUGGUGUGUGGAGAAUGAAGAAGUCACACCUGAACUCCAGGCAGAGGCAGACAUCCAGCUGGAAAGAGCAUGGUAUAUUGGGAAUGAGGAUGCUCUCACCACCCUAGCUGCAUUCUUCCUCAAGAGCCAUAUCUCAGUUGAUACCCAACAUUCCAAGAUGGGGAUCACAGCCCUUGCAGUUGCUGCAGCACAUGGUUCCUGUGUGGCUGCGAGGUUCUUCCUCUGUAUGGGUGCUAAUCCUCUUGUAAUCAUGCCAGACCGGUCUCUUCCUGCUGACUGGGCUCGGGUAAGAGGUUUUGACGACUUGGCAAAUUUCCUCGCUACAUUCACGAAUGUCACAACCUUCAAAGGAAUUGACAUCAGUCUCCAUGCUCUUCUCAUUGAGAAGAUUCUCUUGCAAUGUGAAGGGAACAUUCUGGUCUUCUUGUCAAGCUGUUUAGAAGUGUGUGAUUUGUUGAAGACCCUCAAAGCUCGAGGGAAAAACUUGCAGUUCACUGCUGUUUUGAUCCAUCCUUUCAUACCUAGCACAGAUUUGAAGUUUGAUGGGAACUCUCGUGUUGUUUACCUGACCACACAUGCAUGGGUUUGUCAUGUUGAGCUUCCUGGUGUUCUCCAUGUCAUUGAUUGUGGUCGAUCAGUGGCUGAAUGGAUUACACAGGAAGAGGCUAAUCAUCGGUUGCUCAUGCUUCAAUCACAAGGCACAUGCUACCACAUGUACCCAAAGGCGAGAUUCCUCAUCCUGAAACAUCAAGGCCAGAACUCUUCUCAGAAGCUUCUUCCGAACUUGUGUGUGACUGCAAGGACCUUGCUACCAAAUGAUGUCCGCUUGGCGACCUUCCUUAGCUUCCUCCCACAUCAGGUACCAUCUGAGGAUAUCCUGAAGACAAUCAAGUCUCUGGAGAAGCAAGGGAUAUUUGAUGAGCAUGGAGGACUCAUGGAACUUGGCCUGAAUUGCCUAGAUCUUCCACUUGAUCCACAGCUGGGAAAAAUGGUCCUUUAUGCCAUUGCUCUCAAGUGUCUUGAUCCCAUACUGACCAUUGUCUGCUGCCUGAUCCAGCCGAAUAUUUUCUGGCUACCUGAGACAGCAGAAGGAAGGAGAGCUGCAUAUAGAAUGAGGAACAAGUUAGCUGAUGGAUGCCUCAGUGAUCACUUUGUACUCUUGAGAGUCUUUCAGUUAUGGCAGCAGGCCAGAUCCAGUGAUCAGGAAGAAAAUUUUUGCAACCAGUACUAUGCCUGCCCACAUGCACUGGCUCAAGCCAAUGCUGUCCGGUGUCAGCUGGUUGCACAACUCCGGGCUUCGGGGUUUAUUCGUCCAAGAGGGCCUAGUGAUAUGAGGGACCUCAAUGUCUUUUCAGAGAGCUGGUCAGUUGUGAAGGCAGCUUUAGUGGCUGGUUCCUACCCUUGCAUUGCAUAUGUUGAUCGGGAAAUGGAGAGGAUCUGCACUGAGAAUAAAUGUGAAGUGGAGUGUGAACCAUUGUCUGUGCUGAAUGAGUCAUACAUCAGUGGCCCAGAAGGUGGGUGGAAACACUUGGACACGGACUGGAUCAUCUUUCACAAGCAGGAGGGCCUGUUCUUACAAUGUUGCACUGCUGUCAGCCCUAUUCCAAUUGCUUUACUCUCUGGCAGUCCAAAGAUCCCUCCAGAGAGACUGUGCCCAUUCAAUCUCAGCUCACCAGAUGUUAGCACAAGGGGAGAAGGAAAUGUGUGCAAUGUGAUCCUUGAUGAGUGGAUCAGUUUCCGCAUGGAACCACGUGAUGCUUACUGGCUUGCUUUCUUGAGGCUCAAAUGGAGUUCCUACUUCCUUCAUCGCAUAUCAUUUCCAUUCAAGCCCUGGUCCCAGGUGUCUGAGGAGUCAGCAAUGCAGAGCCUGGUCACAGUACUCUUGAAGGAAGAGAAACACUUAGAUGCUCGUGUCCCGCAUGGCAUUGGGCUGAAGCCUCGUUUCAUGUGCCUUUCUUCUGUUCUCAAAUUCCCUCCAAGUGUGUUUCUUGUCCAUUUCAUCCCUUCUGCCCCAACAUUAUUUUCCCUGGAAGAAAGAUUUUCUGAUCUGCUUGCAGAUGGACACCAACAGCAAAACCAGAAGGCUCCUGCUUUGUCAGCAGAAAAAAUCGGUGCUGGAAGUAGAAGUCGUACUGAACAUAGUGUCCACUAUCACCUCAUCAAAGCCUCCAACCAAGACACAAUUCAUGCUGGAUGUCAAGCUGGUCAAUGGGCAUUUUCUCAUGGUGUGGAAAAUCGACUCCUCACUUCCCUUAAUGUCGGGAGGGUGGUGUACAUUCUGCUCAGCAUUGAGGGAAGUGGAUCACUGCAGGGAUAUGCUGAACUGUCAGCAGACAUAGUUCCCACCAAGGUGGUUCAAUUUGCUCAAGAUCCCCAUGUGGGACCUGCUUUCAAGCUCACUUGGGUCAAGAAGGCCAUUCUUUCAUUUACCAGUGCCAAGAAGGCCACAAAUCUUGAUCUCUGGCAGUGUGAAAAUGGCCAGCAACUGGAUCCCAAAGUUGGAGAAACGCUUUGCCAACUGAUGGAUCGGUGUGCUGCUAAGGCCUUGCGUAGCACCCAUAGUCAGCCAGUCUCUCCACUUGAAUUUGGAUCACUCUGGGAGGACAUCAUUCCUCAUGCUUCCUCCAAUGCACACAGCCAGUUUCCUCAUUUCUACCAGUGA
Molecule: messenger RNA, 4008 nt
Organism: Darwinula stevensoni
Lineage: Eukaryota; Metazoa; Arthropoda; Ostracoda; Podocopida; Darwinulidae
Source: the annotation of a GenBank genome assembly